AUGAGCCAACUUCUGGUGAAUUUUCCCCGCCGUCAGGGCAAUCGUCAAGGUCGAAUCAUGGAGAAUCUCCUCUGCAUGGAAUUUCCAAGUCGACUCCGAGGGAAUCUUCCAAGUCUCAGUCUACUCGUGAAGGAAUAUUCCUUGGUGGUGUACCAGGAGGAUCUGGCAUCUUCAGAGAUCAACGAGAAUGUGGUCACAGUAGUCUUCGAUCGAUACAUUUCAUCCGCAUACUGGAUGGUGAAAUUCGACCGCCUUUUCCGCGACACCGCCGUCCGCUAUCUUGCCGUCUACAUGGAGCUCAUGUCCCGAAGCAAGAACGAAACCGAGGAGGAAUGGAGCUGGGGACUGAAUUCUUCUGAUGUACUUUAUGUGGACCCGACCCCACGAGGGGAAGAUGAGGCGUUUUUCGUGUCCUUGGUAGUCAAAGACAAGAGCAAGAACAAGGAAAUGGCUGAGAGAAACGAGAGUAGUAAAGUGAGCCCGUGGGUUGACGGACAAGUACUACUUCAUGCCCUCCAGGAUCAAAUCUUUGCUCUCUCUCUCAAGCUGGAGAUGAAUAUCUCCCGGAUAUCCCAAGGGCUUCCAACGGAAAUGGAGAAGGGAAAGGGAAGGGAAGGAUUCUUCGUGAGGAACCAGGAGUUGGUCAUAGGGAUCUUCAUCGCCGUCAUCGUCAUUCUCAUGCUCAUCUUCUCCCUCGGCUGCUAUUGUCAUCAACGAUCCCAAGCCAACUACCCACACCACUUCACCCCCCGCAACACGUACUUUGCGGGAGGUGGUGAGGAGUUCAUGGACCUGGGUCAACACCUGGCAACAGAUGAAGAAUGCAAACACAGUGAGGGUAUGGCUACAUUCCUUCAUGGCCAGGGCCAUGGAGAGCAGCAGCGGGGGAAAGCAAAUGGAAAGGCAAAGGCACCCAAGAACAACAUGAAUGGGAGGCAGAUGCGGUCCUUCAACCCUCUCCAAGGGGGUGGAAGGGUGAACCUUAAUGAACCAGACACGACAGAGGAAUGUGACUGGGCUACCCCAGCCCCAGCCAAUCUCAAUACCCUCGUCCAAGAAGAGGACAUGACUCGCAUAUGAGUUGACUCUUCACGCGUAUGAUUCUUUCCAGCUAGACAUUAGCAAACAUCUCUCAAGAAGGAAAGAGGAUGAUGCAUACCCUAAGUCUCCCUGUUUAGUUGGGUUUUCCUGUGUACAUGCCUAAGAGUCUGUUGUUACCUCCAACUAGUCUCAUACAAGGCUGUCCCUCCAUAGAUAGCAACAUAUUUUUUUCUUUCUUGGUGUGGAGAAUGAGUGCAAGAUAUGGACAUUCCACACAAUCAAUCCCAUCCAUUGUGAUACCAUUGUGAGGACUUUUGUCAAGCAGCAAGAAUGUAACAUGUUCCUCCUGCUUCAGUCUGUUUAUGAUCUCUGGCAUUGAGUUGGGCACUUAAAAGGCAUUCUGUAGUUCAUUCCACUAAGAGCUCAAUACAUCUCCAACACUGACAGUGGAUUAUAAAAUUGUAUGAAACACUUCAUACAGACACAAUCACUGAUGUGAACAUUUUUAGAAAUAAGAGAAACAAUCUGCACUCCAAAUGUAUUGCAAAGCUUUUUCACUGAGCAUCAUGUCUGAAAAUAAACCCUCACAGAGCUUGUUUUGUGACCUAUGUCAGCUCCCUCUAAUGGCAAAUAUUUUUUACUAUUUUUCUGAUUCUCCACUAAGUCUCUCACCUGAUUUUGAACUUUAGAAUAAUGCAUUCCCAUUUCCAAGGAAAAUUUUAAAAAAGGUACAUUUGAGGCACUUGAAGGUAAAUUUAUUUCCAUAAGACAAUAAACAAUUUUGAAGUGAAAACUUCAUUCAGGUAGUUCACAGAGUUUAAAUCAUGAAAUAACAUUCCAAGCAGGUUGAAAGGCAUACACUUAGUUCCCAU
Messenger RNA from Darwinula stevensoni, 1913 nucleotides. Lineage: Eukaryota; Metazoa; Arthropoda; Ostracoda; Podocopida; Darwinulidae. The record is from the annotation of a GenBank genome assembly.